Astyanax mexicanus (Mexican tetra) is the source of this 7472-nucleotide messenger RNA. RefSeq names its product plexin domain containing 2b (gene plxdc2b). The record is from RefSeq and is a predicted model, not a curated record. The coding region runs from base 395 to 1939 and encodes 514 amino acids. Lineage: Eukaryota; Metazoa; Chordata; Actinopteri; Characiformes; Acestrorhamphidae. The transcript is spliced from 14 exons.
CUUCAGUAGGUGUGCGCGCACAGGAGCUGAUGUUGUGAAGCGUGUUUUUACGAUCAGUUUCGCGCUCAAGGCUCUCUCCCUCUCUCUCUCUCUCUCUCUCUCUCUCUCUCUCUCUCUCUCUGUGUCUCACACACACAUUUACACACACACGCGCGCGCACACUCAGAUCACACCCGCGCGGGUCGGAGGAGCAGCGCUGCUUUUUCUCUCUCUCUCUCUUCAGGACUAAAUCCAGAGGCUUUUUUUCCUUCUCUCGGUUCUUUGCUGUUUUACCACCUCAGCCUCUUCUCUUCACACGCACACACAUUCAAUAACACACGCGGACACACACAUAGCCUCGCGCGCGCGGUGGUGUUGGUGAGCUCGCGGGGCUGGAGGAGGAGGUGGUGAGGAUAUGGCGCGCGGGACGGAGCUGCUGCUGCUGCUGGGACUGGCAGUAGUGGUGGGAAGUGUGGAGAUCCAGAGAGAGACAGAGCACGGAGUUUCUUAUUCAACGCUUCAGGGAAGUCUGGCUCAGGCUGAAGAUGUGACUGUGGAAGUUCUGAGGAGGAGGCGGUGGCUUCUGUCAGAGCCCCGCCCAAUGACCAACAACAGAGCCAGCCUGGAGAGUGUGGAGGAUUUACCUGGAUUGCUGGAAGACAGUGAAGCAGACAACAGCUCCCAGAUAGAGGAGGACACAGACCACAAUUAUUACACGUCAAAAACCUACGGCCCCAGCGACCCCAUGAGCAAAGAACUGUGGGUAAAUAUUGAUCAGAUGGACAAGGAGAAAGUGAAGAUCCAUGGAAUCCUGUCCAACACGCACAGACAAGCAGCGCGAGUCAACCUCUCCUUCGACUUCCCCUUCUAUGGACAUUUUCUGAGGGAGAUCACUGUGGCAACAGGCGGUUUUAUCUACACUGGAGAUGUUGUACACAGAAUGCUGACGGCCACGCAGUACAUCGCCCCACUCAUGGCCAACUUCGACCCCAGUCUGUCCCGAAAUUCCACCGUCAUUUACUUCGACAACGGAACUGCACUGGUGGUUCAGUGGGAUCAUGUUCAUCUCCAGGACUCGUAUAAUCUGGGCAGUUUCACCUUCCAGGCUACGCUACACAGUGACGGCAGAAUCAUCUUCGCCUACAAGGAGGUUCCAAUUCAGAUCGCUAAGAUCAGCUCUGUCAAUCAUCCUGUGAAGGUGGGGCUCUCUGAUGCAUUCGUGGUGGUCCACAGGAUCCAGCAGGUCCCCAAUGUUCGGAGGAAGACCAUUUAUGAGUAUCAUCGUGUGGAGUUGCUGAAGACCAAAAUCACAAACAGUACAGCUGUGCAGAUGAUGCCUUUGCCUACCUGUCUGCAGUUCACAAGUUGCUCCACCUGCAUGGCAGCAGAGAUCAACUUCAACUGCAGCUGGUGUCACCGACUCAACAGAUGUUCCAGUGGCUUUGAUCGCCAUCGGCAAGAUUGGGUGGAUAACAGCUGCCCAGACGAGACGAAAGACAACACAUGUGACAUCAACACCACUCAGUUCCAGACCUCCACCACAGCGACAGUCACAAAGACAACCACAAGAAACAGACUGGCUACAGAGGCUGACUCCACCCAGACCACCUCCCACCCCCCCACCAGCGCACCUACUGAAGAUGACACCAAGAUUGCCCUUCAUCUUAAAGACAAUGGAGCUGCAGCAGCAGAGAGUACAGCAGAGCGGGAAACACACCCUCUCCACACAGGUCUGAUUCUGGGGAUGCUGAUGCUGAUGUUAGUGAUGGUGGUUGUUGUCCUGGUGACCGUGUACAUAUACCAUCACCCCAGCUCUGCCGCUGGACUCUUCUUCAUUGAGAGACGGCCAAGCAGAUGGCCUGCGAUGAAGUUCCGCCGGGGUUCAGGUCAUCCUGCGUACGCUGAGGUAGAGCCCAUCGGCCAGGAGAAGGAAGGAUUCAUAGAGUCCGAGCAGUGCUGAGGUCCCACCCUGUAACCUCGAGAGCCCAUACACUGCCCUGCUUCCUCCUCAACUCCACUCAUCCACGUCCAAACUGUAAUCGCCCGUUUCAUCAGCCCUCCAAACAAAAUGAAACGACAGUACGGAGCUAAUACACGGUUCCUGAGGAUUAAACAACAAUAACACAGCAAUCUAGUGUUUCAACAGCUCGACAGUAAUAAAACGAGCCUCGAGUAGAGGAAAGAAAGCCCUGACUCUGGAGCAGACGGAGGAAGUUUGGCCUUCGUAUAGUUUUUUUUGUUUUGUUUUGUUUUUUAACUGCAGGCUGAGCUCCAGAUCUGACCUAGGAACCGCACUCACAGCCCACUGGACCCCAUUCUGACCUUGGAGCAGAUGAGAACUGAAACCUGAGCUUUGCGUUCCACUCGGAUAUAUAUGUCCCUUCCUUUCAGCACAGAGGAAGAUGUGCUUUUAAAGCGCUUUUAAAGGAAAAAUCAGAGGUGUACAUCUCCAGUUUAUGAUUAGGAAAACUUGAUUAGAAACUUUAUAUAUCUUUGCAAUGGGUUUCUGGGUGUUCUUUUAUUUACGUUGAUGUUUAAAGUAAUUUUUUUCUUUCUUUCUCUUUAAUUUUGAGUUUUUUAUUUUUUUUUGGAGGAGUAGUUUUGAAGCCUUUAGUACAGUUUUUUUUUUUUGCUUGAUUUUUUUAAUGCAGUUACGACAAAACUGAAGAACAUUGUGCUUUGUUUUCUGCUCUAACUGGGAAAGGUUUGCUUACUGUAACCGAUCUGCCAACAGUACAGCAUCGCUCCACUUUUCCACACCUAGAGCUAAAACCAUAUUUUACAUUUUUGCACAGAUCCUUUUAAUGCACAUAUAUUAUUUUUUUAUUUCUUUGGGAUUCCUUUGUGUUACUAAUGCAGCGUUACAAGACAGGCGCUUGUGAGAUUCUGUACUUUUGUGUCCUGGAUGUGUGUAAGUGUGCGUGAGCCUAUGUUUGGAUGCAUUUCCUUUUUCUUUUUUAUAUAUAUAUUUUUUGGAUUUAUAUUUUUGUGACUGAAUUCAUUUUCAAUCUAAAGGUAUAAAGGGUUUUUGGAGCCCUGCCAUAAAAAAACACUUUUGGUUGUGUAAAAUAAUUCUGUAAAUGAAUAUUUAAAGAACCUACAAUUGAUUUAAAGGUUCUUUGCCAAUGUUAAGGUACAUUACACUUGAUAUGGUUCUUUUUAUAGAACCAAAAGUAGUUCUUUCCUGGCAGUGCUUUAGGACAGACUGUGUUCAGACUGCAAGCACAAAUUCGAUUCUUUGCAUAUCUAGACUGCAAUCAGAUUUAUUUUUAUAGACUGGGCAUCAAAAACUGAGCUUCAAAUGUUUGCAUCUAGAUUGAUUUCAGAUUAUAUGGGCAGCAAGACACAUGUUUCUGACAUUUCUGCAAAAUAAUUGAAUUACAAUUCAGCAUUUGAUUCAGUCUGGUCUCUGUGGACAUUUUAAUCAGAUAAAAGUGUAAUUUUUAUCUGACAAAAUAUGACAAACACAUCCUCAUCAAAUACAGAGAUGAACUGACAGGGCACCAGUCCAGAUCCAGGUUUAGAGAUUUAAAAACAUUUCCACCUUUAAUGUGACCUUUAACCUCUAUAUCGUAAAUAAAAAACAAACUAAAAUAUUUAGGGGGAAAUUAUAAUGUAAUAAAACUUUACUGUGGUUGCAUCAGUUUGCACACCCUCUUAUAACUGGGGGGUGGGGGGGGGGGGGUGUGGCUGUGUUCAGAAUGAACCAAUUAACUUCAAACUCAUGGUAAGUAGGAAUCAGUAGACACCUUCCAUCAUUUAAUGUGCCUCUGAUUAACCCCAAAUAAGUCGCAUCUUACAGCAAAAGACAUGCAAGAGUCACUAAAGCAUCAGAUGGAUCUUAUUGUCAAAAAGCAUCAGUCUGGAGAAGGGUUGAAAAGAAUUUCAAAGGCAUUAGAUAUACCAUGGAACACAGUGAAGACAGUCAUCAUCAAGUGGAAAAAUAUAUAGGGCCAAGAACAGAACAUCCAUCCAAAAUUGAUGAAAAGACAAGAAGAAAACUACAAGGCUACAAUGAGGCCUACAGGUCCAUGGUUGAACAUUUUUCGUCAAUAAUUCCUAAAGAUACAUUUGGUGCACUGCACCAACACUGUACAUCACCAAAAGAACACCAUACCACAGUGAAGUCAUCAUCAUGCUGUGGGGAUGUUUUUCUUUAGCUGGUACUCGGAGCACCAUUCAGCACCCCCGACCAUGCAAAGCACCCUCUCUUGAGAGCAAGUACAUGUCGCCUUCUUGAUAAAAGCGGAGAUAAUACGCUUUAAUUUACUUAAGAAUAUGCACUAAACAUCACGGUUAUCUCAGUCACAGUUACAUACAUAGCGACAUCCCUGACAGGGGAUGAUUUUUGGGGAAAAAAAUAUCCACAGUGUUUGUUUACAGGAACGUUGCAUCACUGAUGUGAACAGUUUAGUGUUCAGUUCGCGGUUCGGAGAGAUCACACUAGUCAAAUAACUAGGCAUGGAUUACCUAGUGUGAGGUUACCCUUGAGUGUUUGAGUGUGUGCACAACUAUGCAACCACAUUAUUUUACUUUUUUACUUUUUACUUCUUCCUCGUAAAAAAACAUAAUUUGUUGCAAUUUGGAGGUUAUAGGUGAACAAUAUUGUAUUAAUAAUAUAUAUAUAUAUAUUUUUUUUACAUCACUAAACCUGCCAUUUUAACAGGGGUGUGUACACUUUACAUAUCCAGUGUAGAUACUGACGCCUACAUCGUCACCACAGCAUUCCAUGCAAAUAGGUUUGUUAUGUCCCCCUGACAUACAAAUCCAAUAAAUCUGAUAACUAGCAAAAAACAGUGCCUGCAGUCUGACCAUAACUAAAGAACCUUUUGUACCUUUAUUUUGAAGAGUGUACGACACACUGAAAGGAGAUUCUUCAUAUCCUACUGCAAACAUUACUGAAUAUGAGAUUCAUUUCACCACUUUUGACACUUUUGUGAUAAUGCGAGAUAAUGUCCUGCAAUAAACGUGCCAGUGACUGCUUCACUAAGAAUAUAUAUGGUUGAUAUAUGUCCAUAUGUAAUGACGUAUAUAUCUAUAUACAUACAUAAAUAUUAGAUUUGCAAAACUUUACCUUUGUUUGUAUUAAACAACUGGAGUGUUUAUAGGCACAGACAGACCGGUAAACAGCCUCAAGUUCAUCAUUAAUGUAGUCUAGACUUUCACUAUCUACACUAAGGCACUGAUGGGUACUGAACUCCAGGAAUCUUUGCAGUCAUUUCAAUAGCAAUAUACUGUCAGAAACUGACCAGUGACAGAUUUAAUACAUGUAUAAUGGACUGUAGUUAUAGCACCUGCUACUAAUUCUAACUGAGAUUAUUUAGAAGUGUUUGGGUAAUAUCAAGACCAAAGACCCUAAUGUUUCCACAGCAUCAGAACUACUGUCUUAUACCUUAUAUAGACACACACUUACAAACACUCACAAACACACAGGUUCAUUCAGACUCCUCCAGAGUUCUGGGAACUAAGGAUUAAGCAACAUGCAAGGAUUAAACCAAGUGUAAAUAAUAAAAGAAAUAGAUUCUGAUGCCCACAAACAAUCUAUAGAUUUGUAUUACAGCUAUUUGAGUACAAAUGUACAUUGUCACUGUCUUAAUAAAACAACACAUUUAUUUAUUCUUUUACUUUACUUUACUUUGGAGGGGAAUUUACAAAUGGAUAGAUUUACAGAAGUGGACCAAGUAUUUAAAGUUCUUAUUAAUGUAUGUUUGUGCCAUAAAAUGCCCAGAUGUAGUUUUAUUUCUCCAUUUACAAGCCUGUUAUUUGGCUUCAGAAUGAAACAAGCCGAUUUUCCAUGUAUGGUGGACUCAGGAAUACUUUGAUGAGCUCUGCUCUGAUUGGCUGGUUUACGUCAAGGCACUGCAAUGGCUCACAUAGAGUCAACAUGUCAACAUAACGUUAGCAUAGUCAGAACUAUAAACGUUUUUCUUGAUAUUAUCUCUGCCAAUGCAAUUCCUCUGCCAAUGUGAGGCUGGAGUUAGCUUUUAGCCUAGCAUUGAUGCCUGAUAAAUAAAACAAAUAAAUAAAUAAAAAAUGAAGGUAAAAUGUACUUUAAAUUACUAAUAAAAUCUGGAAAAAAUAGUUUGUAGCAUGUGGCUCAACAAUCCACAAAAGAACAGAUUUAUUGGCUUAUUUUUGCUACUGUGCUUGUGCAGAUCUCCACGAUAACGGGGCUUUUCCCACUUUUGAAUAUCAGUGUUAACCAACUGCUACACAAAGUGCUGAAGGCAGAAAUGCAGUGAGGGAACCUAACCAAGUAUUGGAACAUUUCAUGUUCAUUUAAACAUCUUCUGGCCAUUUAUAGGGUAUUUAAAUUACACAUUCAGUUCCCAGAUAAAUACAUUCCUCCAUUCUAGGGAACAUUUAAAGUUAGGAACAUGUUCCUUAUAUGGUUUUCUUAGGACAGUGACAAUAUACACAUUCUUUAACAUCUUAAAUGUAAACUUUUCUAUUUUACUACUCUAUUUUAAUACAUUAAACUGCUGAGAUAUGGUCAACAUAAAUCAUAUAUUGCAAAUAUAUUAAAUAAAUAAUACAUAAAUACGUUGGUUCAACUUCAAAUGUAACUGAUUACACAGUGUUUUUGGAUUUAGCUCAACUUAUUUUAGUCAAACAUUUUUGAGUUGCUUGAGCUGCAUGACAAUUUGGAAUGCUCCUUAAAUGUCUCCCUCCAUUUUGUACUGAACUGUUGCAUAAAUCCAGUAGAGUUUAGACUCCCCUAUCACUCAGUGGAAGAUUGUGGCACCACAGUCUUAACUGUAUUGUUUACUGCACUCAAAAACAUGAGUAAAGAGAAUGUGUGACUAACACAUCAGUACACACAGUGUCACUGAUGAUGAGCACUAACAGCUAUUUGAGCUCCCUUGUGGGAAAUCUUUUGCUUGGUAAACAUGUGCAAGUUUUGUUUUUUUACCAUCAGGUUUUUAGGUGCUCUUUGCCUCUAAUAGAAAGUUGAGUUAAAUAAAAUAAAAAAUGCUGUUAAAUCAGUUGCUUUGAUUUAUAUUCAGUUUAGCCAACAGAGGAAAUUAUUAUAUGAUUAAAUUGCAUCAGCUGCUUCUUUGCAUCUUUGCAUCAGCAAAGAUUAUUCACUAGUCCAGCAUUGAGUGUCAGUUUUUUGUCUUUGUUUUAUUUUAUUUUUUAUUUUUUUGUUCAUGACCUGUUUAACUGGACUCAUUUGACUCAUUUAGUUUCCCCCUAUCUCUGCAAGUGUAUGCUUGUGUGUGUGUGUGUUUGCUCACAUGAUAAUGAAUCCUAUAAUGGAUGACUAUUUUGUGAAAUAAUCGCAAAACAACGAGACUCAGACAGACGAGGACAAUUUUCCAGUCGACAGCAGACUUUGCUCUCAAUUGGAGGCACAAUUUGGAUAAUCAUGACAAGAAAAAGUCACGACCCGCUGAGAGCUGCUGAACGACUCGCCGAUGUAACUCUGCGUGCUCCUCUGUAACUACUGUCAUUUUGAUUACAUUUUAAAAUAAUAAAGUUGUUUAAACAAG